CCUUUUCAGGAAUCCAAGUACAUUCCGAAAUUAUAUCUAUGAUAAAAAUUGUAGACCUUAAAAAGUUAUGCGAAAUAAAAAAAAAAUUCAUGAAUUUCGGAUUGUGGAGAACAAAGUUAUGGUCGUUCAAAGUUUGACGAAAUAGAAAAAAGGCUCGUUCGGAGUAGAAAAUGACAUAUUUUCGCGACGAAGGCGCGACCAAACCGCCUACGGCGUAUGAGGCUUGCAAGAUCUCGAAAAAUUAUGCGGAAUCAAAAAAAAUUUCGCUACGAUCGAAUAACCGAGCACAAAGUUACGUUUGUUUAAAGUUUCGACGCAGGUCAGGCCUUCACCGCCUUUCUCUAGAGCGGUGAUGCAAUCACCGCCUUCCUCUACAACGGUGAUGGCAAUCACCGUGCUUCUCUCAUGCGGUGAUGCAAUCACCGCCUUUCUUUCAUGCGGUGAUGCAAUCACCGCCCUCCUAUGCUACAGUGAAGGCCCAAACAUGCGUAGAUUGUGAAUUAUUUUGAUAACGUGUGUAUUUUGAGAAAUUUUUAAAAAACAUGUGUAACUUGAGAUUUUUUUCAAGAAAUUAUGAUAUCGUCCAUGUCUUUAAAUUACCAAGAGCUGUUCAUAUCGUGACAAAAAAGGCCCUCUUGUCGUUGGAUUCUCGACGCUUCUUCCUUAUUUAUCUUUUGUAAUUUAGAGGGAGUGAGCGAGCGCUGCAAUGACUAGUAUGCCCUUGUCCCCACUCCAGAGUUGAGAGUACUGACCUCAAACCCUCGGCUCUCGAGUGUUUCAGCUGCUGAUGCUUCUUUGAAGUUAGAAUUCUCUGCAUUUGUUGGAUCUGAUUGCUCGACUUUCCCCAAAAGUCUUCUUCUUUCUUCGUCUCAUUUCGCGGGUUAACUUGGAAGAAUGGGGCGAUCCUCCACGGUGAAGGAGACGCAGGCUCUCUUCCAGUCCCUUCGCUCUGCUUACGCCGCAACUCCUAAUAACCUCAAGAUCAUCGAUGUAUACGUGGGAUUUGCCGUACUCACCGCCGUAAUCCAGGUAGUGUACAUGGCCGUUGUGGGGUCAUUUCCUUUUAAUUCUUUCCUCUCAGGGGUACUUUCUUGCAUAGGGACUGCAGUCCUUGCUGUGUGUCUGCGCAUCCAAGUGAACAAGGACAACAAGGAGUUCAAGGAUGUGGCACCUGAGCGUGCUUUUGCUGAUUUUAUUCUCUGCAACUUGGUGCUUCAUUUGGUGAUCAUGAACUUCAUGGGCUGAUGUGAGCUACCUGUAAUUUCCUAGCAUCUAGUUCCGAAAGAAGGAUGCAACAUGUUACUGAAAACUGGUAGGCAAGAUAGGAAAUUUUCCAUAGUAGUGCUAAGGUCUUAAGGAUGUGAACCAUGAACACAUUUCGGUUCUUUUUGAGAUUAGUUUGACAUGGAGUUUGUGGGAAUGGGCCAAGCGCCGACGCUCUUACGGAUAUUAUUG
Molecule: messenger RNA, 1455 nt
Organism: Linum trigynum
Lineage: Eukaryota; Viridiplantae; Streptophyta; Magnoliopsida; Malpighiales; Linaceae
Source: the annotation of a GenBank genome assembly